Molecule: messenger RNA, 5464 nt
Organism: Xiphophorus hellerii (green swordtail)
Lineage: Eukaryota; Metazoa; Chordata; Actinopteri; Cyprinodontiformes; Poeciliidae
Product: wiskott-Aldrich syndrome protein family member 3
Exons: 12
Coding region: 390-2045 (551 amino acids)
Biological process (GO): actin cytoskeleton organization; positive regulation of Arp2/3 complex-mediated actin nucleation
Cellular component (GO): cytoskeleton; SCAR complex
Molecular function (GO): Arp2/3 complex binding; protein kinase A regulatory subunit binding; actin binding
Source: RefSeq, a predicted model, not a curated record
CGGGUACGCAUGCGUCCUUCGGCUGGUUGGCUGCGGCUCUGUUUGAGCCUGACAGCUGUGUGAAGCUAGCAAAAACAGCAACGUCUCCUGUCCAGAGCCACACAAACUUGAUACCCGUCGGGUAGACAGACGCUGCCUUGGAAACGACAUAAAUCCAGUGCGUGGAGCUGGGUUUCGAGCGGGGACCUACAUUUCCUCACUUCAAAGGCUUCCGCCCCUCUUCUGUCCUCCUCCACCUCUUCCUCCACCUCUUCCUCCAUCCAUCAGCCAGCAUGGGGGAUCUGAAAUGAAGCGCGGCGCAGCGGACGAGGCACGGCGAGGAGCUUCGAAAUAACCGACAGCGAGAGAGAGGAGGUGACGAGAGGUGCUGCAGCCAGGUGUAGAGCAACAUGCCGCUGGUGAAGAGGAAUAUUGAACCCCGGCACUUGUGCCGCGGGGCGCUGCCAGAUGGGGUGACCAGUGAACUGGAGUGUGUCACCAACAGCACACUGGCAGCCAUCAUCAAGCAGCUGGGCAGCCUGAGUCGCCAUGCUGAGGACAUUUUUGGAGAACUGUUCAAUGAAGCCAACAGCUUCUACCUGAGGAUGAGCAGCCUGCAGGAGAGAGUGGACCAGCUGGCUGUGAAAGUCACUCAGCUCGACUCCACUGUGGAGGAAGUCUCCCUCCAGGACAUCAACAUGAGAAAAGCAUUUAAGAGCAGUACCAUUCAAGACCAGCAGGUGGUCUCCAGGACGUCUGUGCCCAAUCCUGUGGUGGAAAUGUACCACCGCUGUGACAAGCCCCCGCCGCUGAAUAUCCUCAGCCCCUAUAGGGAUGACAAGAAGGAUGCGCUGAAGUUCUACACUGAUUCCUCCUACUUCUUCAACCUGUGGAAGGAGAAGAUGCUGCAGGCCACCGAGGACAAACGCAAAGAAAAGAGGCGGCAGAAGGGCUGUCCGGCCCACCCCGACAGGCCCCACUCCAGACAGGCCCCACCCAGGAGCCCCCUGUCCAUCUCUGAGCAGCAGCGGCAGGUGGAAGACCCAAGCAGAGAGGUGAAAAAGGUGCGUAAGGCUCGUAACAGGCGUCAGGAAUGGAACGUUCUGGCCUACGAUAAAGAAUUUCGACCCGAUGCCAGGCUCACCCCCUCCCCUUACCACGGCAUGUCGUCUGAAGGAUCCCUCUCCCCAGAUAGCAGGUCAAUGGCGUCCGACUCCUACCCGGCAAGUCCCAACCACCCGGCUACCCAGGCUCCAAGCGCUGCCCAUCCCGCUGACCACCAUGCCAGGGAUCACCUUGCUGCCGCCCAGACACAGUCGCUUGAUCGCGGCCUGAGGCCAGCCAACCAGCCCCCUGGAGCCGCCGGGGCAGGACCACCGGGUCGACACGCAGCUUCCCUCGGCAGGACCCCAUCAGGACACGGGGUCCAGGCCGGGGGAGAUCCAACGGUCAAUGGGCCAAGGCAGCAGUCGAUAAAGGAAUACCGAGCUGGUGGGCAGCCCUCCACCAUACCAGAGUAUUACAUCCCCCCAGCUCCUCCCCCACCCCCGCCUACCAUCCCAUCCGCCCAGACUGCCUUCGAUUCCGCCACAGCGCCGCCUUCUGCGGCCACCUCCGCCAUCCCACCGACCUCCUCUGCCCUCGCCUGCCACUACUCCCCCUCCCCUCCUCCUCCCCCUGCCAACUACGUACCCUCCCCCGCCCACCCCCCUUCAGGUGCACCUCCGGCUGCCCCUCCGCCCCCACCUCCUGGCGUGCCCGCUGGACACCAGGCUCACCCAUCCCCGCCACACGCCGCUGUCGGCCAGACAGCCGUGGAUUCGGCGCCUUCGACGAGGAAGUCGACCAUGCUGGGGAUGAUUCCGAUGAGCGACGCACGCUCCGACCUGCUGGCUGCCAUACGUAGAGGCAUCCAGCUGAGGAAGGUUCAGGAGCAGAGGGAACAGGAAGCCAAGCGGGAGCCUGUCGGCAACGACGUGGCCACCAUCCUGUCACGCCGCAUCGCCGUGGAGUACAGCGAAUCCGACGACGACUCGGAGCUGGAUGAGAACGAGUGGUCUGACUAAAAAAAAUCAAAAUAAGAGAAAAAAUGAGAUGGAGCUUUGUAAGGCUGGACUGGCGGAGCUAAAAGAGAGAGAAAUUUUACAUUGAGUAAAUAACGAAGGUGUCAGGUUAGUUUCAAGGUUCGCAUUUUAACUACGAGGUUGACUAAAAAACCAAUCAUACAUUUGUUUACACAGAUCGCCGGAGCAGGGCUCGGAGAAGGCCGAGUGACAAGUCGAUACUUUCAGCAUGCACGGUUGCCCCUCACAACGCCUCUUCUCGAACUGAGAGCCUGGAGGCUUUUAUGCCAGACCACCCUUGGUGUGUGGCACAAUAAAGACGCCCUCCAUCUCGGCAGCCUCCCGGCCCUGUCCUCUCGUUUUUAACCGCAAGCACGGAGCUGUGAAAAACAAGCCCAUAAACAUCUCCCUAUGAAAACCCGCCACACCCGAGCGGUAGUUAUUAGCAGUAUGUAGGCAGCGUCCCCCUGUGACUACUGGCUUAUUGUGUUUACAGAACACAUGGUACAGCACAAGAAAGAUUAACGAUAGUGCAAUAUUUACGUAUCUGCCAAAUGUUCCGAAAGAAUUUGAGGAGGCAAAUCAGGGAAAAUGAUAGCUUGUUAGCAGACGACUGUGCCUGUUUGUGGAACACGCGCGCGCUCGUUAGAGAUGAAGCCAAACUUUUGGGAGUUUGGUUCUCUUGACUAACAGGAUCGGCAUCGGCACACUCCAGGUGAGCUAUGACAUGUUCCAGCUAGAUAUUUAAGCUUUGCCUCAUUCACAAAAUAGUUCAUAAUUUAUUUACCUUAAAGAGGAAGUUAGCCAAGGUAGCUGAGAACUUUAACAGGCUUGUUUUCUGUCGGAUAUAUUUAUGUUUGCUUUAAUACGUUUAUUUAAAACCACACAUAAAAAUAAUACAUGAAUUGUAUUUUCAUACAAUUUCUGAUUGAUCAUAAUGCACUACAUAUUUUAAUAAAGAGUCCAUGUUAUGUUUGUUUCUAAAUUAUUGGCACUAGACAACCACUGUACUGGUGUACUUAAACAUUUACAGACUUAAGAGUUUAAUGAAAAUUACUUUAAAAAAAAAAUAGACUGUAGGAUGAUUUGUCAAUAUCAGAAAUUGUAGCCGCAAGAAUUUUCAACGCAUUCAUAAAGUGUUAACAUUUUUUGACCCAAUAAUACAGUAAUAAAUAUCAUAGAUCAUAUUGGAAAUACUUUAAUGCCAUCUAGUGGUCAGAGUUUUGCCCAUAUGAAAGCCAUUCAUUCAUAUCUGUUGUAAAUUCUAUAUGCAAAUUAGCAAUCUCUUCUUCUUUGGCAGAAAAAAAAAAACAUUUUUAAAAAUUAAUCUUGAAUGAAUUCAGGCAAAAAAGACAUUUAAACUGCUAAAUUAUCAUCUGCCUGUCGCCGAUUUGGAGUAGUGAUAUAAAGCUCUGAGAAAAAGCAUAACAUGGCCUUCUUAACGCAAUUUAAUAAUCAGCAAAAGUAAUAUUUAUUUUUAGAAUUGACUUUGUUAAUAAGAAUAAUAUUUUAGGUUAUUUUAAAGAAAUGUCCAAUUUUAGGUGUGUUUUAAAGCUUUGUUUGGUCUUGUAGUGUGAUAAUAAAACUUUAUAUUUUUUAAGUUGGGGUUAGACAUUUUGGCUAAAGUGGUUUGGAAACCGAGCUCCCAAAAGUUGAUGUAGUUGUUGAUCUUUUACGACUGUGAUGUGCCGUCGCUUUCUCCCACUGAGAUAGUUUGGUAAACUGUGAUAAAAGUCGCCGCAAAUGCUAACGCUAACAUGGGAUUACAAGCCUCACCAGCCUGGUUAAAGUUGUUAUUCUGCCUACAUAUCAUUGCUCCGGUCGGUCAGGCCGCCUAGUUAGCUUAUCCCACUGCUUUGUGCUUUUUUAAAAUUAUUAUUAUUGUCAUUAUUAUUAUUAUUCUCUCCCUUUGUUAGCCAUUCCAAACUCAAAGCCGAAUAUUUCAGCCUGUGACUGUAUGCCAUGGUCUUCUAUAAAUGCUUCAAGGCUAAACCACAACCAGCACCGUACUAAUAAUGAAAAAAAAUAAAAAUAAAAAAACAACCAUCUUCAUCUUGACAUCUUUUCCUUUUGGUGGUCCCAAACCGCUUAAUACCGUUGCUUUCCGUGGAGGCUCUUGUGAAUUAUAAAUACAUAAAUGUGAGAAACUUGCAACGCUAAUAUAUAGUAUGAAAUCUCUUCUCUCUUCUCAGUAUAGGUUUGGCUAAUCCUCAGUGUGAACUGGUUGGACUGUCGUGUUUUUCUAAUGUGCUUUUUGUUUGUUUCUUCUUUUUUUUUUUUUUCUUAAAGUGCUGCAGUGAUUCGUUUGCUUUAUUUUAGGGAUUUUUUUUUUUUUUAUUAGGUGAGGAGACAGAUGACAGAGUGGAAGAUGUGUCCAAGAAGCCAGCUAAAAGAUUUUUAUUCCUUAGCAGAUUAACCUGACGUAUUCUCAUCUCAAACAGAAGCAAAAAUCCAGCAGAAGAAGCAUUUGAUACUAGAGUCUUGUACCGGAUUUUACAUCAGAAGCAGCGUUUUUGAUAGCGAAAAAACACUAACGGUUUAUUUUUUACGCAUUUACUUUAGCAAAUCUUUAUUUUUCCGUUUCGGAGACUGUCUUAAAGCUUCGGUGUUCAAAACGUUUAAAAAAACUUAUCGUGUCGCUACGUUUCAGAUGAUGCCACGCUUUUUUUGGAGGAUGUAUAUACAUAUAUAUAUAUACUCACACACAAUAAGUUGGCUUACUCAGAAUUUGCACUCUUGUAGAAUACAACCACAUCUGGAUUAAGGACUGAAUGAUACGACGUGUUGAUGAGUUCCUGGUAUUCUCCGCAAAGGUCCGAACUACGAUUUUCAAACUGUGCCAUGAAGCAAAACAGAAAAAAAAAAAGCACAUAUAAACAAGCCAGCGUGGAUUUUGCCACAAAGCUCGGUGAGAGUUUACUGUAAAAAGAAGAAAAAAAAAAAGUUUAUGUUGUAACUGAGAAGUCAAGAGGCAUUAAAUCUGCUAUAUUAUCCAAAUUGUUUCUUCGGUGAUCGUGUUGUUGUGCGGGAGUCAUAGAUACACACCCAUCUGCGCGUUUAACGAAAUCUGUCCCAACACUCCGAGAAUGUAAAACUCUAGCUUGACUGACUUUUAACGACAAAAUAUUUGCCAACAAAUAGCAAAACAACCACAGAGACACAAAAUGAUGAAGUUCUCCGAACACCCGUACCUUGUGUAUCUAUGGCUUCUGGCUUUUAAAGAAAAUGUUCUUCUGUGUUGAAAAUGUGACAAAAUGAAUCAUGUUGUAUAAACUUUUGGUAAGGCAGCCUUCGAGGUUAAAUGCAUUUGGUUUACCAUAACCUAGACAAUAAAACAAAGUUAAGCUGUGUAUUGCACACUAAAAUCAGCUGUAAACAAGUAUGCAUGUGACUAAAGUCAAUAAAUAGUGAUUAAAACAGCA